Molecule: messenger RNA, 2267 nt
Organism: Nylanderia fulva
Lineage: Eukaryota; Metazoa; Arthropoda; Insecta; Hymenoptera; Formicidae
Source: RefSeq, a predicted model, not a curated record
CUCUGACGCAUCAGUUCGUUCAAGAUGGCGACGCCCGGUGAGCUGUCCCUUGAGGAGAUACGCAAUUAUUUAUUGGAAAACGGUGGUACCGCGCGCAAUCACGACUUGGUGAAGCAUUUCAAGCGGUUCCUGACGGACCCGGAGACGCGAGUGGAAGCGAGGAAUCGUUUCAAGGAAUACGUCAACACCCUGGCCACCAUAAAGAACGAGGAGGGCGAUAAAUAUCUGGUUCUCAAGAAGAAAUAUCGGCAACCCUUUCUAGACUUUUCAUCCCCUCAGCUAGUAGGAGAGAGAUCUCUCGCCUCUCCUGAUCUAGCUACUCCAGUUUCUCCUUUGCGGGAACCUCCGCCUUAUCGGCCACCACCUCCAGCCCCCCUUAGCCCGUUAUCGAGCAGUUCUCACUCGAGUUUCGAGCAGCCUACGACACCGAUUUCGGAACGCGAGAUCGACCAAAAAAAUGACAACAUCGAUGCAUCCAGCGUAUCAGUAUCGUCGCCACCUGUUCCACCGCGACGCAAAAGUCAGGACAAACUCAAGCUGGAGAACAAGGAAAAUGUCGACAAGAAUAAGAGUGGCGUCUCUGAAGCUGUUAUCAAGGAAGAUGAAACGGUCACGAUGACAAAUGCUGUCUCGGCCGAGCAGUUGAGCGUUCGCGAGCGGAUGCAACGCUUUAAUCGGAUGGCCAGUGAAACCGAUCUUCCUGCCAGGCCUAACGACACGACUAGUCCUGCUAAGAAACGAGUUGACAAGGGCGCCGACGAGGAUGACAGCGCUUCCGUUGCCUCGCAACUGGACGGAAAAUCGCGGGAGUGGUUGGUCAGGGCGGCCCAGGGAGACUACCAGGCGUUGGCGAAACUCGCGACCGAGGAACCUCGUCUCACCAGGCUCAAGGAUCCGACUUCCGGCACGGCUCUACACUGGGGCGCCAAACACGGCGAGGAGAACAUUAUCAAAUUAAUAGCGGGCACCUACAAGGACUACAACAAGAGUGUCAACGAGACCACGAAUGGGGGCUACACGCCGCUGCAUAUCGCCAUGCAAUUCGGACAUGAGAAUAUAUUUAAUCUUUUGGUUCAAGUGUACGGCGCGAAUCAGGACAUACGUGACUACAGUGGUAGAAAAGCCAGACAAUAUCUGGUCUCGCAGGAGGCAGCAGUCAGCCAGGACACGUUCCACAAGAUAAAAGCAAGGAAAAAGCAUGCAGAGAAAGAUCUUGGUUUCCUACGAAUUGGCUCGUUGAACGUUCGCGUGAAACGUACGACGGAAGCCUUCAGCCAGUUCCUGGGUGUGGCAACCAGCAGUACGGCUAGCAGCAACAACGAGAAGAUCCACAAGUCGUGGGGAUCCGCAGAUAACGUUCAGCUGGACCAGAAACUGAUGCCACCACCAAAGUACGGACCCAUCAAGAAACGCAAGAGCAGACGACCGCAGGACUUCGGUUCGUCGCAGGAGCAGCAACAGGCCACCAGUCAGCCGACCACCCCGUUACUGCAGGGCAAGGUCAGCCGACCGAACCGGGCUAUUCAGCGUCGACCUACGUCCACGACAUCCAUCGGCUCCAUCAGCGCGUCCGGCAACGUUCAGCAAAACGACUCGGACUCGGACACGGCGUGCGGCUUCGACUCUGCUUGGCGAGGAUCCGCGCAGCUGUAAUUCCUGACCGUCGCAUCGCCUGCAUGAUCAUUCGUAUGCAUAAACGGACUUAUAGGAAGAGAUUUUGAGGAGCCUCGAGAACCUCAGCGAUCCCUAAUAGCACAAUAUAUCCGAAAGAUAUUCAGAGGAUAUUCAGAGGAUAUCCUCAGGAUGUUCUCUGAACGUCUUCGGAAUAUGUGUGCUGUUUAAUAUACUUUGGACGAUUUUUUUAUUCGUCCCAACAUCUGAAAUGAGGAUCUAUGCGUGCGAAAAGUUUAUUAUGAAUAAAGGACGAUCCUGGAAACAUUUCUUGGCUUUUCUAGAUCUCACAUGUCCGAUUAUGUUUUGAUAAAUUAUGAUGCGACACAAUAUGCCUCUGAAAGAUUAUUGUCUGUUUUGUAGAUGUAGUUUAUUCUUGCAAAAUUUCAUCAGUGAUAUUUAUUUGAUGUUUUCUUUAAUAAGUUAAGUUAAGUGUAUUUUUUAUAUUUAAGUAGAUAAUUUGUAUCGAUAAAUUCUCGUUAUGUUAAGCUUAGCAUUUUGGUAUUCUUAAUGGUAUUCAUUCUUAUUUUUAAGCUAAAUUGACGUAUAAUAUAAAUUUGAUUUAAAAUAUGUUUUACAUACAUAAAUAUAGGAAU